AUGGAUUUGAACCUGGAAUUGCCUGAGGGCACAGUGCAGAACGUGCUGGAUCAGGAUACGCUCAAGUGGGUUUUCGUCGGUGGCAAGGGCGGCGUGGGAAAGACGACGUGCAGUUCCAUUCUUGCAAUUCUACUCGCGCGGGUGCGACCCUCUGUGCUUAUCAUUUCCACUGACCCUGCACACAAUCUUAGUGAUGCGUUCCAGCAGAGGUUCACCAAGACUCCUACACUUGUUAAUGGGUUCUCCAACUUGUACGCCAUGGAAGUUGAUCCUAAUAUGGAGAAUGAAGACCCAUUGGGUUCAGAUAAUACAGAUGGGUUUCUAUCCGACUUAGCAAAUGCUAUUCCUGGAAUUGAUGAAGCUAUGAGUUUUGCAGAAAUGCUGAAGUUAGUGCAAACAAUGGAUUAUUCUGUGAUAGUAUUUGAUACAGCUCCAACUGGGCAUACUCUCCGCCUGUUACAAUUCCCUUCAACAUUAGAGAAGGGGCUUGACAAAAUGAUGAGUUUGAAGAGUAAAUUUGGUGGCUUGUUGAGUCAGAUGACUCGUCUACUUGGUGGUGGUGAUGAAUUUGCUGAGGAUGCAAUGUUCGGAAAGCUUGAAGGCAUGAAAGACGUGAUUGAACAAGUGAACAAGCAGUUCAAGGAUCCAGAUUUGACAACAUUUGUCUGUGUUUGCAUUCCGGAAUUCCUCUCUCUAUAUGAAACUGAAAGACUUGUUCAGGAACUGACCAAAUUUGAGAUAGAUACACAUAAUAUCAUUAUUAAUCAAGUAAUUUUUGAUGAAGAAGCUGUGGUAUCCAAAUUGCUGAAAUCUAGAAUGCGCAUGCAACAAAAAUACUUGGAUCAGUUCUACAUGUUGUACGAUGAUUUUCACAUAACUAAGUUGCCAUUGCUGCCCCAAGAGGUUUGUGGGGUCGAAUCCUUGAAAGCAUUUUCACACAAUUUCUUAUCGCCAUAUCAACCAUCCAUUGUUCGAGGAACUAUAGAGGAGCUGGAGCAGAGAAUAUCGAUACUUAAAGAAGAGCUGAAGAAUGCUGAAACAGAACUAGAGAGACUGGGAAAAGGAAAACAAAAGUCAAACUUAUUUACUAAUUUUAACAAGACAACCAUUCUGCUUCGGCGUUCAUUCAAAAUCUCAAUUCAAUUUCUGCGUUCCAUGGAGGCGUACAAGAGAUGGGUUAGGAGGAAUAGGGACUACGUGCACUCGCUUGAGUCUCUAGCUAAUGGUUUGACAUGGCUUCUCCCAGAACGAUUUUCUGAAUCAGAAAUUGGACCAGAAGCAGUAACAUCAAUUGUGGGUAUCAUCACUUCUGUCAAUGAUCAUAUAAUCGAGACGACACCAAUCCAUGUGCACAUGGGGCACGUCCCCCAGCCUUCCUUCCCAUUGUCAUUGUUCAUAACUUUGCUAAAGGACUUGGAAACACUGGUUGAAGUUGCAUCACAGCAAUUCUAUGGUGAUGAAAAGAAAUGGAAUUUCAUUGCUAUAACAGAAGCUACCAAGGUAUUACUUAGGCUAGCAUUGUUUAGAAACAGUGGAUAUAAAAUGCUCUUGCAUGGUGGGGAGAAUACAAAUGACGGGGAGGAUUCGGAUGCACUAGAUUCACAGGAUAGAAAUGGACUUUUGCCAAAGCCUGGGCAGCAUCAGGUUCCUGGUAAUCUAAAGAAUUAUCGAAGACAGAAUCCAUUGAAUCUGGAAGGAAGGGCAUUAUCUGCCUUAAAUAGUUUCGGUGAAAGUGCAAGGACAGUUUCUGAGCCAACAUGGUUAUCUAGAGUUCAGCAUCAGCAGGCAAUAAUGGAGCCUUCAACAACAGUGGCCGAGAAACCUAGCCUUUCCUCUAUCUUGUCUGAGAAGGGCGUUCCUGGGGGCUUAUUUUUGGUAGGAGAGAUGAUGUUUAUCUUAAGACCAUUCAUUUAUGUAUUACUAAUAAGAAAGUAUGGGCCUCGGUCAUGGUUUCCUUGGUUUACUUCAUUGACUGUGGACCUCAUUUCCAAUGGCAUUAUUUCAUACAUCACAAUUUUGAGGCAAAAUAGCAACGAUUUUCAUCUUUCCAACCUCGAGAAGCAUGAGUUAAAAAGGCGAAAGCUCUUGUUGGCACUUUACCUUAUGAGAGAUCCAUGUUUUUCAAAGUAUACCAGGCAGAGACUUGAUAGUACUCAAAAGCUACUAGAACCGGUUCCCGUUGUCGGGCUUCUUACUGAGAAACUCGUUGAACUUAUUACUGGAGCCCAGACGCGAUACACCUACAUGUCCGGUUCAUGA
Fraxinus pennsylvanica is the source of this 2259-nucleotide messenger RNA. The record is from the annotation of a GenBank genome assembly. NCBI's taxonomy places the organism in Eukaryota, Viridiplantae, Streptophyta, Magnoliopsida, Lamiales, Oleaceae.